AUGGUAUACACAUCAGCCAUCACAGCAUCAAUUAAUAACCCACGGCUACAUCUGCUCAAUGCUCUCCGAGCCGGCACGAAACUUAUAAUGACCUUUCUGGGGCUCCCGUCUUUUCGCUCGACCCAGGUUGUAGCUCAGACUGGUUUCGAUCGACGAUUCAUGCACAGCUCAACUGCCGCUAUCGCUUCUUUAGCAGUAUCGCCACCUAUUCCUUUAGAUGCCGGUGCACACGGCAUCGUUGUGCCUCAAAUCAACACGGCCGAAGAGGACAAGGCCGUGGUCUCUCAUUCAAAAUUUCCUCCACAAGCAAACGAAACGCUUAUCAUCUGCUUGCAAAUCGAAUCGAAGGUGGGCGUCGAGAACGUUGACUCUAUUUGUGCUGUACCUGGUGUCGAUAUGGUUUUCAUUGGGCCCAACUACCUUGCCUUGUCAAUCCUUGGGUACGUUCCCGCGAAAGGGAGUGAGCCGACAGCCCGAAAGCAUGGCAUAUGGGUCGGUCGACUAUCAAACGAUGGGGCUUCCUCCAAGGAACAUCUGAAAGUAUUCGAUACGGUGGCGCUAAGUUAA
Aspergillus alliaceus is the source of this 567-nucleotide messenger RNA. Its product is annotated as Pyruvate/Phosphoenolpyruvate kinase-like domain-containing protein. The coding region runs from base 1 to 567 and encodes 188 amino acids. The record is from RefSeq and is a predicted model, not a curated record. The transcript has 7 exons. NCBI's taxonomy places the organism in Eukaryota, Fungi, Ascomycota, Eurotiomycetes, Eurotiales, Aspergillaceae. Gene Ontology annotation, molecular function: aldehyde-lyase activity. Gene Ontology annotation, cellular component: cytoplasm.